Molecule: messenger RNA, 2839 nt
Organism: Poecilia reticulata (guppy)
Lineage: Eukaryota; Metazoa; Chordata; Actinopteri; Cyprinodontiformes; Poeciliidae
Product: cyclin-G2-like
Source: RefSeq, a predicted model, not a curated record
AUUAGCGCUAACUUGUUUAUUUAGGGUGUCGCUCUUGGACUCGGACCGAGCAUCCUGAGGAUUUUAUGACAUUUUUAAAUAAUCGCAGGGAUGAAGAUGGAACAAUGAGAAGGUGAAGGUUACAGUUCAGUGGCAGAGCUGUUAUCCUGCAUGUCGGCGCUACUGGACGAGGAUGAGAGACCUUCAGGGCAUUGACAGUCUGCUCUUGAAUGAGCUGAAGUCAUGCUGUGCAAAGGAGUACAACUUUCUCCCCAGGGAAGCAGGCCUCAACCUGAUAGAGUCUACAUCCCCGGAGAUUCACAGCGGAGUGUCUGCAAAGUGCAGAGACGGCAAAGUGGAAGAACUGCGGAGCCUGACCAGUUUCUUUGGCUACAGGACUCAAACCUUUGUGCAAGCUGUCAAUUUGCUUGAUAGAUUUCUCACCAUCAUGAAGGUGCAGCCCAAACACGUGCCCUGCAUCGGGGUGUGCUGUCUUCACAUCGCUGCCAAAAUGGUCGAGGAGGAGAGCAACGUCUCACCCACCCAUGAACUCAUCCGCAUCAGCCAAAGCAGGUUCACCGUGUCCGACCUCAACCGCAUGGAGAAAAUCAUCUCGGAGAAACUCAGCGUGGAUCCCGACAUGGUGACGGCUCUGACCUUCCUGCACCUCUACCACUCCGCCAUUGGCUCCCUGUUUGGUGAAAGGGAGGAGAUCCCAAGCAUUGGAAGGCUGGAAGCACAGCUAAAAGCCUGCUUAUGCCGUCUUGUUUUCUCUAAAGCCAAACCAUCAGUGCUGGCACUGUCCCUCAUCGCUCAGGAGUUUGAAGUCCUCCAGUCAGCCACGUUGCUGAAGAUCAUCCAGCAAUUCCAAAAGCAUCUAAAGAUCGGUGACAGCGAGCUGCUUCACUGGAAGGAACUCGUGACCAAAUGCAUGAUGGAAUAUCGCUCGAGUGAAUGCAACAAACCAGACAACAAGAAGCUUGUUUGGAUCGUUUCACGGAGAACGGCACAGAGUCUGCAGACCUAUCACUUCAGCGUUCCCGGUCUGCCGACUAUUCCUGAGAUGAGCUGGGAUGAGAGCGAGAGCGAGGAUUCCUGUGAGGACCUGAGCAGCGUGGACAGCAGUCCCUGCGGCUCUUUAGGAAGCGAUGGUGAAGGCGCCUUCUUCCCCUCCUUGUUCCACCACUGACCAAACAGCUGACCAAUGUGAAGCAGAAAUCUGCAAAGUCUAUCAGUUUUAUAUGAUUCCAGAGCAGACAUGUGUGUUGAUGUGCAUGUUUUGGAUCUUAAAGGUGAAGCUGUGUUACUGGUGUCACUGCUGCUAGACCCUGCCCCUCAAUGCAUCUAAGCCUGCAGCUUCUACUAUAAUAUUACAACAAAACAAAAACUGAUUUAUUACUUCUUUUUUUUUUUUUGCCCCAAAGUCAAGACAACUUUGUGUGCUGCAGGCAAAUAAACCCCAACUACACCAGAAAAUCCAGGUAUUUAAAUGGCAAUAAAAUUAUUCUAACAAAGAAAUUACUUCAGUUUGUGAGUAUAGAACACAGGUGUCAAACUUGAGGCCUGUGGGCUAAAAACGACCCACCGUAGCUGUUUAUGAGGCCCUCUAAACUCUAAACGGCCACAUAAAUAAUUGUGAACUUUAACAGUUGUGUGCUUAAGUAAUAUUUAUAUUUUAGUUGUCAAAUCAAAUCAUUUUUCAUUUGUAUAGAACCAAAUUCUGUGAAAAGAUGCUAAAAAUUGUUAUAUUUAAGAAAUGUUAACAGUUUUUUAACAGGCAGUUUAAUCAAUUCAUUCUGCCAUAACCUACUCUUUGAGGACUUUCAUGAUCCAAGCCAAAAUGAAAAUGAGUUUCACACCCUGGUGAAGCGGCUGGAGUAGCUCACACCCUGCCAAGCCUCUUUUUCUUCUGCAAUUAAAAUGCAAUUAUCUGAUUUUAUUUCAUUUUUUUCAACAGAAAGCAGGUAAUGUGGUCUCCUGCAUAGAAGUAGAAGCAAACAUGUUCCGGAGACAACUGACUUAUAAGAUAUAUUUUAUUAUCUAGUUCUUGGGUGCCCAUCCUUUUCUGUUGCUGCCCUGGGCAACCGCCCAUAUCAAAACCCACCACUGUUAGCAUGCAUGUUAGCCCUACCUUUCAGCUUGAACACAUAAAAAAUAGGGAUAGAGUUACAGAGCACCUGGAGAUUCAGUCAGUCUGUGUGUGUGUGUGCGCGUGUGUGUGUGAGAGUGAGUGUGUGUGUGUGCAAAAUGUCAGAUUGUUCAUGAUAAAGUGCCUGUGUUACAUCUGCUUGUUGUCUGCUUCUGUGAUAAAUAUGUGACAUAUCUUAAAAAUAGUCUAGAAAAUUGUAAUACACUUGGCAGCUUGAUAAUAACAGAACUUUAAAGUCUUCUUCCAAUUUGCUUCUCUUGGUGUUUUUGCCCAGCUGUGACAAAUUUAAGGAGAAACAGCGAAGCACAAAGGACCCAAGGAUGCCUGUUACAUUGCACAUUCAGUGUUGAAUACCAGCCAACAUCCUCGCUAGCUGGUUUUUAUACUCUGUACCAUUUAAUGGCAUGCAGUGUUCUGUAUAAACACACAUAUGUUUUGCUUACAUUAUUCUCAUGUGUCAUUGUAAUGUUAAUAUGACUAACCUGUAAAUGCAUGAUGCUUUCAAUUGUGAAUAUGCUUGUUGUUCAUGCUAACCAAGAUAAGCUCACAUCUAAGACAAAAUGUUAAAAAAAAAUGUAAAUAACAUGAGAAAGAGAUUAUAAAAAGUUGUUUUGUGAUGUCACAUACCAGCUACUGUAUGUACUGUAUAUUGUAUGUGGAAUAAAGAGAAUACAAAUAACCCUUAUAAAUAAAACCAUAUAUUUUUACCUA